AGGAUGGUCUUUUUGAUUCCAGCCCCUCUUUCUGAACAUCACUCUCAGUCCUGCUAAAUCUCCCUUUAAGGUUUCUCCGUUUCGAGUUCAACAUGGGAUUUUCAAUGCAAUGGAUUUGUCUCACUGUACUUUCAUGUCUCCUUUGUAUGGGAGGGGAAGUACGUUGUGAUUGCACAGAGGAGAGAAUACAAAUUGCAGGAGGCCAUUACACCUUCACCAAGCAGCUAAAUAAAGACAGCAUGUUGAUCUACCAGUGUCCCGACGACUACUAUCCGUACCCCCAUUUGACCCGCAUGUGCCAACCUGAUGGCAGCUGGAGACCACCACCCAAAAGAUUUCCCCCUCAGAAAUGCAAGGUUGUUGAAUGCCCGGACCCCAAUGUGCUGCAGAACGGAAACGUCUCGCCAUUUCUGGAGAGAUACUUUGUGCACAACGAGACCACGUAUGAGUGCUACUCGGGAUACACAUUGAAAGGCUCCACCAAACGUGUAUGCUUGCCGAAUGGGAAGUGGAGCGGCUCCACGCCCAUCUGUAGCCGGGACACAGCAGAGAACAAUUGUGCUGAUCCGGGAAUCCCCGCCGGCACCUCAAGAACAGGGGACAUAUUCGGAAUUGACAAUACAGUAAAAUACAGCUGCAUUGGCAACCUAUUGUUGGUGGGCUCUGAAGAGAGACUGUGUCAGGAGAAUGGCCAGUGGACCGGCAUAGAGCCAACAUGCUACUAUAGACACACCUAUGACACUUCUUUGGAAGUCUCAGAGUCAUUUGGCAGCGCGAUCAGAGACAGCUUAACCAUUUUAGAGCCCUCAGAUGAAACACAGCUGGGGAGAAAAAUCAGGAUUCCAAAACAUGGCACACUCAACAUCUACAUUGGGGUGGACAUUUCUGAGAGCAUCGAACAGGCAGAAGUUGAUAAGGCAAUAAAUGCUAUCACAGUACUUAUUUCAAAGAUUUCCUCCUUCAGCGUGACUCCAAAUUAUGAAAUAGUCUUUUUCUCCUCUGAAGUGUUUGAAGUUGUCAAAAUUCUUGAUUUUCUGGAUAAAGACAUAAAGCCAAAAAACAUGUUGGAUGAAAUGAAAAAAUUUAAAGUAGAUGACAAAAACACAGGGACAGAUCUGAACCUCCUCUUUAAAACAUUUCUGGAGAGAAUGUCCAUAAUGAAGCAACGAGUUGGAGACAAGAAUUUUGAGGAACAUCGCCAUGUCCUAAUGGUUUUCACAGACGGGGCUUAUAAUAUGGGUGGAUCACCCGAUCGUACCGUGCAGAAAAUAAAAAACAUGGUCUACCUGGAUCCCACUGGUCAAAAGAAGAAUGAGUCAAGAGACGAAUAUCUGGACAUUUAUAUUUUUGGCGUUGGAAAGGAUAUCCUGGACACGGAGCUCAUGCCACUCACAGCAGGAAAAGACGGCAAGCAUUACUUCAGAAUGAAGGACAUAACAAAUUUAAACGAGACAUUUGAUGAAAUAAUUGAUGAAGAAGAAGUCAAGGGUCUAUGUGGUCUUCACAAGGAAUAUGAAGCAGUAGAAAAUGCCGUUAGGAAAAAGUAUCCAUGGUCGGCGUUCAUCAGAGUCGAGAGAGAGAAGCCAAGUAACUGCAUCGGCUCUUUGGUGACCUCUAAGUUCAUCUUGACUGCUGCUCACUGCUUCAAAUUUGGAGAUUUAGCUGAACAUGUCAAAGUCGAAAUUGGUGAUGGAGGGAUCAGCGAACUUGUUGAGGAGUUCAAAUUACACCCAAACUACAAUAAUACAGCAAAAGAGAAUAAGGGGGUGAAGGAGUUUUAUGAUUAUGAUGUGGCUCUUAUCCAACUGAAGAAUGAUGUUAAAAUCUCAAACAUCGCUAGACCUAUUUGCAUACCUUGCACUAUUGCGACCAGUAAUGCUCUACAACUGGUUGGCGCUUCCACCUGCAGGCAACAAGAGGAGAUUCUGCUCAAGAAUCAUCUUGAAAGACUCAAUUUCCUGACAAAAAGAGGAAACACGGUCGCUUUAAAAGAGGCCCAUGCAAAGCUGGGUGGAAAUAGAGGUGAUUGCAUCAGACAUGCAUUGGAAGCACCAGGCAUAACAACUGCCAAUGUAAGUGAAGUUGUGACCGAUAACUUCAUAUGCACUGGCGGUCGGACUCCUUUCAGAGAUCAUAUAGCAUGCCACGGUGACUCUGGAGGUGCUGUGUUUAAGAACUAUGAGCGUCGCACCAUACAGGUUGCAUUGGUCAGCUGGGGAAACGAGGAUUUGUGCGGGUCCGGUGGUGGUGUCAUUGAGUCAGGAGAGAAGUCAAGAGAUUUCCAUAUCAAUCUUUUUAGAGUUAUCCCUUUUCUCAAAUCGAUCCUUGGAAAAGAGGACCAGACCGAUUACACACCUUUGGAAUUUUUGCCAAACUAAAAUGUAUUUUCAGACUGUAAUUUGUUUUGCCAUUUAAAAUGUGUGUACACUGAAUGUCUAAACACGUUGGUUUAUGUACCUUUGCAAUGAAAUGCUCACCUUUUCAGAUGUUUUCUUGUCAAAAGCAUACAUAAAAAAGAGCAUACACAAAGAAGAA
Messenger RNA from Pungitius pungitius (ninespine stickleback), 2535 nucleotides. RefSeq names its product complement factor B-like. Gene Ontology annotation, biological process: response to bacterium; proteolysis; complement activation. NCBI's taxonomy places the organism in Eukaryota, Metazoa, Chordata, Actinopteri, Perciformes, Gasterosteidae. The transcript has 18 exons. Gene Ontology annotation, molecular function: serine-type endopeptidase activity. The record is from RefSeq and is a predicted model, not a curated record. Gene Ontology annotation, cellular component: classical-complement-pathway C3/C5 convertase complex; extracellular exosome; extracellular region. The coding region runs from base 93 to 2378 and encodes 761 amino acids.